GUCUGAGCAUCUGGGUAACACUAAGCCUUCAUUUUGGGCCCGAUAAUAGCCUCCAAAUCUUUUGCAUGACACGCGGGUUCUAGCUCUGGUAUAACUUUGAGAAACCCCACGCCAUCUUCAUAUUACCAUUUAGCUAUAUAUGCAAUUAGCCCACCUGUGCACCAAACUAGUACAAUCUAACUCUACCACGGCUUCUUCACUCUCAUCUAGCAUCUUUCAGAUAAAAAUAUCAGGCAAAAACAAUCAUCAUGUUCCGAACAAUCGACAACGUCACGACUGGCAAAAAUCCAGAAGAGCGAGUGCAGAAACUCGAAACACAGGUUAUAGAUCUCAAGAAGACGGUAGCUGGUCUGGAGAAGCGUUUAGAAGAAAUGGAGAAAUCAGACUCUAAGAAGACUAUGGAGGAGUUGACCAAGCGUAUGGAUGAACUUGAGAGCUGGCCGGGUACUAGCGACGAUGCUCUUAUGAAGUUCCUUCAAGAUUCAAGUAACGAUGCGGAGGGAGAACCUUCAAAAGAGGGACCAUCUAAGCCGGAAGAAGAUGCUGAGCCAUCGACGGAAGACUAAUUAGUUUCUUCAUUUGCUCCAGAAGCUGAAGGAUGGUUUGGAGGUAUAUGCCGGGUUGGACUCUUUUCACCUCGCAUAUUCCCUCGAUUUAUGGAAGAUAAUAGCUUUUAUGUUCAUUCUGAAUUACCAUCGGACUAUUCGAGAAUUUAUUUGGAUAAAUUUAUGCCAGCGCCAAUCUGUUGACUCA
Molecule: messenger RNA, 753 nt
Organism: Botrytis cinerea B05.10
Lineage: Eukaryota; Fungi; Ascomycota; Leotiomycetes; Helotiales; Sclerotiniaceae
Exons: 3
Coding region: 249-566 (105 amino acids)
Source: RefSeq, a predicted model, not a curated record